Molecule: messenger RNA, 2913 nt
Organism: Populus nigra (black poplar)
Lineage: Eukaryota; Viridiplantae; Streptophyta; Magnoliopsida; Malpighiales; Salicaceae
Product: subtilisin-like protease SBT1.7
Exons: 1
Coding region: 335-2674 (779 amino acids)
Biological process (GO): proteolysis
Molecular function (GO): serine-type endopeptidase activity
Source: RefSeq, a predicted model, not a curated record
GUUUCCAUAUAUAAGAAAACCAGAGUAUAUUACACUAGUGCCAUUGCAGAAGAUUUCAAGAGUUAAACAACUAGUUAUAAAGCACUGCUAAAUUUGAUAAGCUUCAUAACCUCCUCCGCUAGCUCCAAUUCCUAUUCGGAGUUCUAGACAACAAUUCAUUCGAGCCAAACGAGGUUUCAUCCUGUUAUAUAUAUAAACCCCGUGGAGACCGACCUAGGAGCCAAGAGAAUCUUCCCUAUUCCUAUGCAAACCUCAGUUUCUAUUCUCCCUGCACUUUAAAACAGGAUAAGUUACCAGAAGUAUAACAUUUUAUAUACUGCCUGAAUUCUCCAAUAUGAGGUCGGAAAGACAUGUCAUGAAGAUGAAAGACUUGAAGUUCGGGCCUCAACUGAUAGCUACACUUCUGGUUCUGUGCUUCUGUUACACGUAUGCGGUAGCAGAAGUGAAGAAGCAAACGAAGGAGACUUUCAUAAUUCAAAUGGACAAGUCCAAUAUGCCAGCGACUUACUAUGAUCAUUUCCAAUGGUAUGAUUCGUCUUUAAAAUCCGUAUCAGAAUCUGCUGACAUGCUUUACACUUACAACAACAUAAUCCAUGGCUUUUCCACCCAACUCACACCAGAGGAAGCUGAAUUACUUGAAAAACAAUCUGGAAUUCUAUCGGUCCUACCUGAAAUGAUUUACAAGCUGCACACAACUCAUACCCCGGAGUUCCUUGGAUUGGGAAAAAGUGAUGCUGUCCUCCUCCCUGCAUCUGCCUCCCUAAGUGAGGUGAUUGUUGGAGUACUGGACACCGGUGUCUGGCCAGAGAUAAAAAGCUUUGAAGACACAGGGCUUGGCCCAAUACCAAGUACCUGGAAAGGUUCUUGUGAGGUGGGUAAGAACUUCAAUUCAUCAAGCUGUAACCGGAAACUGAUAGGUGCACAAUAUUUCUCAAAAGGGUAUGAAGCAGCAUUCGGACCUAUUGACGAAACAAUGGAGUCAAAAUCACCAAGAGACGAUGAUGGCCAUGGAACCCACACUGCAACUACAGCAGCUGGAUCAGCUGUCUCAGGAGCUAGCCUUUUCGGGUAUGCUUCUGGGAUAGCACGUGGAAUGGCUACAGAAGCUCGAGUAGCAGCUUACAAGGUGUGUUGGUUGGGUGGAUGUUUUAGCUCUGAUAUUUUAGCAGCAAUGGAAAAGGCUGUUGCAGAUGGCGUUAAUGUCAUGUCAAUGUCUAUUGGAGGAGGACUCUCAGAUUACACUCGAGAUACAGUUGCGAUUGGAGCUUUCCGAGCAGCAGCACAGGGAAUUCUUGUCUCAUGCUCGGCUGGAAAUGGUGGGCCAAGUCCAGGCAGCUUGUCUAAUGUCGCUCCUUGGAUAACAACUGUAGGUGCUGGAACGUUGGACCGUGAUUUCCCAGCCUUUGUGAGCCUUGGAGAUGGUAAGAAGUACUCGGGUAUAUCGCUUUAUAGUGGAAAGCCAUUAUCUGAUUCGUUGGUGCCCCUGGUUUAUGCUGGUAACGUGAGCAAUUCCACAAGCGGCAGCCUUUGCAUGAUAGGAACUUUAAUUCCUGCACAGGUUGCAGGGAAAAUUGUGAUAUGUGAUCGAGGGGGGAAUAGCAGGGUCCAAAAGGGCUUGGUGGUGAAAGAUUCUGGUGGCCUAGGGAUGAUUCUUGCAAACACAGAGCUGUAUGGGGAAGAGCUAGUCGCUGACGCACAUCUUCUUCCGACAGCCGCUGUGGGCAUAAGAACCGCAAAUGCAAUUAAGAAUUAUGCCUUCCUUGAUCCAAAGCCAAUGGGCACGAUUGCUUCUGGAGGUACAAAGCUUGGAGUUGAACCAUCGCCUGUGGUAGCGGCAUUCAGUUCCAGAGGUCCAAAUCUGGUCACUCCAGAAGUACUCAAACCAGACCUAAUAGCACCAGGAGUCAACAUACUAGCGGGAUGGACUGGGGGAGCUGGCCCAACUGGGCUAACAAACGACAAGAGGCAUGUAGAAUUCAAUAUCAUUUCAGGUACAUCAAUGUCAUGUCCCCAUGUAAGUGGGUUGGCUGCACUCAUCAAGGCUGCUCACCAGGACUGGAGUCCAGCAGCCAUUAAGUCCGCUCUCAUGACCACAGCCUAUGCAACAUACAAAAAUGGGGAAAACUUAUUAGACGUGGCUACAGGACAACCAUCUACGCCAUUCGAUUAUGGAGCUGGACAUGUAAAUCCAGUAGCAGCCCUUGAUCCUGGCCUUGUCUAUGAUGCCACUGUUGAUGACUAUAUAAGCUUCUUUUGUGCUUUAAACUAUAGUGCAUCAGACAUUAAACAAAUCACAACUAAAGACUUCAUUUGCGACUCAAGCAAGAAAUACAGCCUGGGGGAUCUUAAUUACCCAUCGUUCUCUGUUCCACUACAAACUGCUUCAGGCAAGGAGGGCGGAGCUGGGGUGAAAAGUACAGUCAAAUACACCAGGACUCUGACAAAUGUUGGUGCUCCAGCAACAUACAAGGUUUCGAUGACAUCACAAACUACAUCUGUUAAGAUGUUAGUUGAGCCAGAAUCCCUGAGCUUUGCCAAAGAAUAUGAGAAAAAGAGUUACACAGUGACUUUUACUGCUACAUCCAUGCCCUCCGGUACGAACAGCUUUGCUCAUCUGGAGUGGUCAGACGGGAAGCAUGUUGUCCGGAGUCCAAUAGCUUUCAGCUGGACAUGAUCCGAAAUCUUGAAGAAAUCCCAUAAAUGAUUAUCAUUCAUAGGACAUGUGCCUGAAUUUCUGUGUAUUUUUAAUCUCUUCUCUGAUGUUCCAACAAAUGUGCCGGUUGAACCAGCUGUAACGUUUAUAUUUGCUCUCUGAGGUGAUCAGGGGACGUAGAAAAAAAAGGGAGAAUAAUUGUACAGAAGCCCAUGGAAAGAAUUGCAUGUGAACUGAAAAUGGAUCUCCAGUUGUCUUUA